AAUAAAAAAAAGAAGAAGAAGACAUCACAAGACUGCGUCGCGCUCCUGCUUCUGUUGUGAUUCAGCUGAAGAAAGAAAAACUCCCGGUGAAUCAUCUGAGAUCCACGUGACAAACUAUUAUAAAGAUGGCAUUUAUUAAAGAGGAGAUUGAAGACAUUAGGAUUGAAGAAGUAUUCAGUCUAAACCACGAAGAGACUGAGGAACUAACAGACCUGAUGCUACUGAAAAAGGAGAGGCAAGAACUGAAUAAAAUAAAAGAGAAGGAAAAGUAUGAGGAACAUCAUGAUUAUAUAACUGGAAAAAAAUCCACAAAUACCGAAAAGACAUCCUCACGAAAAAGAGCCCAGAAGAAAUCUUACGAAUUUUGCACCUGCCGUGAAUGUGGAAAGAGUUUCAGUCGAAAACAAAACCUUAACAUCCACAUGAAAACUCACACGGCAGAGAGAUGUUUCACUUGUCAACAAUGUGGAAAGAGUUUCAGUCGAAAACAAAACCUUAACAUUCACAUGAAAACUCACACGGCAGAGAGAUGUUUCACUUGUCAACAAUGUGGAAAGAGUUUCAGUCUAAAACAAAGCCUUAACAUACACAUGAGAACUCACACAGGAGAGAAACCUUACACCUGCCAACAAUGUGGAAAGAGUUUCAGUCUAAAACAAAACCUUAAUGUACACAUGAGAAUUCACACAGGAGAGAAACCUUACACCUGUCAACAAUGUGGAAAGAGUUUCAGUCUAAAACAAAACCUUGUAAACCACAUGAAAAUUCACACAGGAGAGAAACCUUUCACCUGUCAACAAUGUGGAAAGUGUUUCAGUCUAAAACAAAACCUUGAAAACCACAUGAGAAUUCACAGUGGAGAGAGACCUUACAACUGUCAACAUUGUGGUAAAAGUUUCAUUCAAAGAGGGAACUUAAUGAACCACAUGAUUCUUCACACUGGAGAGAGGAAUUUUACCUGCCCUCAGUGUGGAAAGAGCUUUAAACAAAAACAAGGCAUGCUUUCCCAUAUGAGAAUUCACACUGGAGAGUGUGGAAAGAGUUUCACACCUACACAGACCCUAAAUUCCCACACGAGGAUUCACUCAAGAAAGGACUGGUUAAUAUGUGAAGAGUGUGGAAGGUGUUUCAGUAAUAAAAGAAGCUUCAAGGUUCACAUGAAAGUUCACUCUGGAGAGGAGCCUCACAAAUGCUCUCGGUGUGGAAAGACCUGCAGACAUAAACUAUCCCUUUAUGUCCAUAUGAGAAUCCACAAUGGAGAGAAGCCUUACACAUGUUCACUGUGUGAAAAGUAUUUCAGACGUAAAGUAACCCUUAAUGAACACAUGAAGAUUCACUUGAGGAGUUAACUGCUGUAGAUGUCACCAAAAAAUUUAAAUUUGCGGUUAACCCUCAGGGCUUCCAAAAUAUGUAAAUAUGGGAACUAGAUCAACUUUUUUGGUGGAAGAUGAGUAGAUUUCCCAGUACAGGUAGCCAUGUUGUUUUUAAAUGCAACCUGUGAGCUUAACAAAAUGUAUGAAAAAUUCACCCGAUCAAAAGUAUUAACAAUAAACACCCUUUCAAAAGGAAACCAAGAAAUAAGACCGACACUUUCACUGCCUCUCCCCACAGACUCUGAUAUUUGUAAUCCCCAGGAUACACAACAGUGUUAAUUUCAUUAAUGAUAUAUAUUAAUGAAAAUAUUUGUUAACAGACAUUUUUUUCUGUGACUAAGACAAGACGAGCUUAAAACUAUGACAAAAUGUAUGCCAAGUCUUUGUUAACAAGAUGAGACGGGACUAUAAUGUUAUUUGAGGACUAUCAGACAUUCAAAAUACAUCCUAUAGGCUACUGUCUUGUCCCUCAAAAUGUGGGUCCCUGUCAUUGGAUUGCUAUCAGAUAAGGGGCGUUCGCAUAUCUAGUCUCAGUAUGGCAGCCAGCCGCAGUAGAUUAAUAGACUACCAAAAUCCGAACUAGCAAUUUAAAACAAUGGCCUCAGCAUCUGAAGGGGUAGGGAUAAGGUGACCAGAUGUCCCGUUUUUCCGGGAGUAACAAUUUGUUGUUGAUUAACUAAAAGUUAGUGAUAAAAGUCUCUCUCUCGGGCGCAUGCUCCAUUUCUUCAGUUCUCAGCACUCAAAUACACACACACAGCAGUCAAACCAAAUGUCUGUCGUGUAGUAGAGUAUCUCACGUAAAUACAGACUUUUCAUUGACUCAAACUAUACAAGACUAAAAUGUGACUAAGAGUAUUAAGCAUUUUAGUCUCAAGAUUAAGACUAAAACUAAAUUUAAAAAAAAUCCCUGUCAAAAUUAACACUGAUACAGAAACCCUUUUAGGGUUAAGAAUUAUGUAAUCAUUGGAGAGAAGUGUGCCAUCUCACUAUCUUGAAAUAAUUUAAUCUGUACACAGAAAAAUCAUUAGUGUUAAAGUUUCAAGGACAGUGUCAAAUAGUGUUUAGUAAUGCAAGUUAAUAAAAUAGCACUGCUGGUGGUAUCUAUAACUUGGUGACACUUUUGAAAGGGUGUUCUUUUCACAUUAAACCUAUCUGGUGUAAAUUAUUACGACAUCUUCAUGUAUUACUCAUUGUACCCGUUUAACAGACCCUCAAGUUUCUCUUCCUAAGAUGCAAAAGGGACAGGUAAAAAAAAAUUUCAUAUGAACUUGCUUCACGAAAACUAGGAGAGAAUGUCCAGUUAAAAUACUUUUUUUUUUUUGUUUUUUUCUGAAAUGAGUGAAGAGCAAGUUAAGGGGAUACUCCACCCCAAAAUUUAAAUUUGGUCAUUAAUCACUUACCCCAAUGUCGUUCCAAACCCGUAA
Molecule: messenger RNA, 2797 nt
Organism: Cyprinus carpio (common carp)
Lineage: Eukaryota; Metazoa; Chordata; Actinopteri; Cypriniformes; Cyprinidae
Product: gastrula zinc finger protein XlCGF57.1-like
Exons: 3
Coding region: 126-1349 (407 amino acids)
Biological process (GO): regulation of transcription by RNA polymerase II; central nervous system development
Cellular component (GO): nucleus
Molecular function (GO): DNA-binding transcription factor activity, RNA polymerase II-specific; RNA polymerase II cis-regulatory region sequence-specific DNA binding
Source: RefSeq, a predicted model, not a curated record